AUUUUAGUUGACGAGAGAAACUCGUUGGAAAAACGUUGUUUUAGGUAUAAAAGUAUUCAAUCUCGUAGAUUUGUGUGUUAAUUUAUUGUAAAUUUAAUAAGUUAUUAAAAAAAAAAACAAAUUUUUAAAUAUGAGGGAAAUCGUACAUAUUCAAGCUGGUCAAUGCGGUAACCAAAUUGGAGCCAAGUUCUGGGAAAUUAUUUCUGAUGAACAUGGUAUCGAUGCUACCGGAGCAUACCAUGGGGACAGUGAUUUGCAGUUGGAACGUAUUAACGUUUAUUACAAUGAAGCAUCAGGAGGAAAAUAUGUACCACGUGCCGUAUUGGUUGACUUAGAACCAGGUACCAUGGACUCCGUACGUUCUGGACCAUUUGGACAAAUUUUCCGUCCAGAUAAUUUUGUAUUUGGACAAUCUGGUGCAGGAAAUAAUUGGGCAAAGGGACAUUACACAGAAGGUGCUGAAUUAGUUGAUUCCGUUUUGGAUGUUGUACGUAAAGAAGCUGAAUCAUGUGAUUGUUUACAAGGAUUCCAGCUUACUCAUUCAUUAGGAGGUGGUACUGGAUCCGGUAUGGGUACAUUAUUAAUAUCAAAAAUUCGUGAAGAAUAUCCCGACAGAAUUAUGAAUACAUAUUCAGUAGUACCAUCGCCAAAAGUAUCAGAUACAGUUGUUGAACCAUACAAUGCCACAUUAUCUGUACAUCAAUUGGUUGAAAAUACAGAUGAAACAUAUUGUAUUGAUAAUGAAGCUUUAUAUGAUAUUUGCUUUAGGACAUUAAAAUUGACAACACCAACCUACGGUGAUUUGAAUCAUUUGGUAUCAUUAACAAUGUCUGGUGUAACAACAUGUUUAAGGUUCCCAGGUCAAUUGAAUGCUGACUUGAGAAAAUUAGCUGUCAAUAUGGUACCAUUCCCACGUUUACAUUUCUUUAUGCCUGGUUUUGCUCCAUUAACAUCAAGAGGUUCACAGCAAUAUAGGGCAUUAACAGUACCAGAAUUAACACAACAAAUGUUUGACGCUAAAAAUAUGAUGGCUGCAUGUGAUCCACGACAUGGUAGAUACUUAACAGUUGCCGCUAUUUUCCGUGGCCGUAUGUCAAUGAAAGAAGUUGAUGAACAAAUGUUAAAUAUUCAAAAUAAAAAUAGCAGUUACUUCGUUGAAUGGAUUCCAAAUAAUGUUAAAACAGCUGUUUGCGAUAUUCCACCACGUGGUCUUAAAAUGUCUGCAACAUUUAUUGGUAAUUCCACUGCCAUUCAAGAAUUAUUUAAACGUAUUUCGGAACAAUUUACUGCUAUGUUCCGUCGUAAAGCUUUCUUGCAUUGGUAUACUGGUGAAGGUAUGGAUGAAAUGGAAUUUACAGAAGCUGAAAGUAACAUGAACGAUUUGGUAUCUGAAUAUCAACAAUACCAAGAAGCGACUGCUGACGAAGAUGCUGAAUUCGAAGAAGAACAAGAAGCUGAAGUUGAUGAAAACUAAAUUAUAAAAAUUUAAAAUCAAAUAUUUAAAGAAAAUCCAUAUUUAAAAAAAAAGAAUCUAGUUUCUUCGUCGUUUCUCUAUAUUUAAUAAGGAAAACCAACAAAAAACUUCUUUCUUAUUAAUAAUUUAAGAUAAAAAAAAAAGUAAUUAAACCUAACUAAACAACAAUAAAAAAAACAGUAAAACAUUAAAACAAAUUUUCAAAUUUUCUCUUUUAACCAUAAUUAAUUUUGUUUUUAAAAUUACAAACCAAGCAAAAAAUCUAUAGAUAAGAACAAAAUAAUAGUAGACUCACUGCCAAAAUUAUCUGAAAAUUUGGAAGAAACAGCAAACCUUAAUUUGAAAUUAAAACUUUUUACAAUCAGAUUACUCGCUCUCAAUUUAAAAAAGAAUAAAAUAAUAUCAAUAACAUUAAUUGAUAUUAUGAUGGAUAUUAAGAGAGUGAAACAUAGGAAACGAUAUCAACAUAAUAAAUAAUAUUUCAUUCAUCUUAUAGAAGCAAUUCAUUACAAGUAAUAGAAUUUUGUAAGAAAAGAUUAUUCUGAAUGUAAAAUUUUUAACAGCAAAACAAUUUCCUAAUGUUUAAAAUUUUUUUCAAAGUUAAUCGCGCGCUUAUUUUGAUUCUUGCAAGCAAAUUCCCGAUUUUCGUUAAAGAACCGCAGCUAAAAUUUUUUAAAUACUUAACAAUUUAUGCAAAUACAAAAUAGAAAAUCGUAUGGAAAUUUGACUUUAAAGUACUAAUAAACAUGGGAAAAUAUAAUAAUUUUUUUAAAUAUUUUUUUUUGUAAAAUUUUUUAAAAGAAGUCUUUCUCAGUAUUUUGUUCAUAAGUUUAAAAUUUGAAAAUAAUAUGGCAACAUAAACUCUUGUUGGAAUAUGUACUAUUAUUUUCAUAUUUUAUGAAAAAAAUUUAUGAUUAUAACUAAAUGUUGUUAAAUUUUUGAUUUUAUUUUCUUAAAGUAUGAAUUGUCUUGAAUAUACAUUUUGCAGAAAAA
Messenger RNA from Condylostylus longicornis, 2467 nucleotides. RefSeq names its product tubulin beta-1 chain. The transcript has 2 exons. The coding region runs from base 131 to 1474 and encodes 447 amino acids. Gene Ontology annotation, cellular component: microtubule; cytoplasm. Gene Ontology annotation, biological process: mitotic cell cycle; microtubule cytoskeleton organization. Lineage: Eukaryota; Metazoa; Arthropoda; Insecta; Diptera; Dolichopodidae. The record is from RefSeq and is a predicted model, not a curated record. Gene Ontology annotation, molecular function: structural constituent of cytoskeleton; GTP binding; GTPase activity.